CAAAAUUGUCUCAUUAUUAUUUUGUUCAGAAAAAAUAUUUGAAAGAAAAAGCCCUCCUUUCCCAUCACCCUUCUAAUUGCUUGUUCCCGAAAUUGAAAUUUGAAAAGUUGAAAAGGAAAGCAGUCUCUUGUGCGCUCUCGUCUUCAGGAAGUUUUAUGUAAAUUCCUUUGAAAAAAAUGUCACUUCUCAGUAGAUUCUUUUACAAAAGACCUCCCGAUGGAUUGCUUGAAUUUGUUGACAGAGUUUAUGUUUUUGAUUCAUGCUUCUCCACUGAAGUACUGCCUGAUGAGUUGUACCAAAUAUAUCUCCAUGAAAUUGUCGCCGAGUUACAUGAGGAAUUUCCCGACUCAUCCUUUCUUGCUUUUAAUUUUCGCGAGGGUGAGAAAAGGAGUCAAUUUGCUGAAAUUUUAUGUCAAUAUGAUGUCACUGUAAUGGAUUAUCCGCGGCAAUAUGAGGGUUGCCCUCUUCUCCCUUUGUCUUUGAUUCAGCAUUUUCUCCGUGUUUGUGAGACUUGGCUCUCACUCGGGAAUCAUCAGAAUAUUAUCCUUAUCCAUUGUGAGAGAGGGGGUUGGCCCAUUUUGGCUUUCCUAUUAGCUAGUUUCUUGAUUUUUAGUAAGUUGCACAGUGGUGAAAGAAGAACUCUUGAGCUUGUGCAUCGAGAGGCUCCUAAAGGCUUCUUGCAGCUGUUGUCACCUCUCAAUCCUUUCCCAUCUCAGCUUCGUUACUUGCAGUAUGUAGCCAGAAGAAAUAUAGCACCUGAAUGGCCUCCUCCCGAACGAGCACUUUCUUUAGAUUGUAUUAUUCUUCGUGCCAUUCCAAGCUUCGACUCUGAAAAAGGGUGCAGGCCAAUUAUCCGUAUUUUUGGUAGAAAUCUCCACACAAAGAGUGGGCUUUCGACCCAGAUGCUAUUCUCUAUGUCCAAGAGGAAGAAGACUACCCUUCGGCAUUAUUGUCAGGCUGAUUGUGAUGUGAUUAAGAUUGAUAUUCAGUGUUUGGUGCAAGGAGAUGUUGUAUUGGAGUGUGUGCAUCUGGACUUGGAUCCUGAAAGGGAGGUUAUGAUGUUUCGUGUAAUGUUUAAUACUGCGUUUAUUAGAUCCAACAUAUUGAUGCUAAACUCUGAGAACUUGGACAUUCUUUGGGAUUCAAAAGAACGGUACCCGAAAGGCUUUCGUGCCGAGGUUUUGUUUGGGGAUGCGGAGAGUAUAUCCCCACCUAAAGCUCCAACAACAAUUUUAAAUGGCGAGGAGAAAGGUGGACUGCCAAUUGAAGCAUUUUCUAGGGUUCAAGAACUUUUCAGUGGGGUUGAGUGGGUUGAUAACAAUGAAGAUGCUGCGUUAUGGUUACUUAAGCAACUUUCUGUCUUAACUGAUGCUAGAGAAUUUUCAAGAUUGCAAAAUAAAAGCAGUUCAUAUACAUCACCUAUUGACUCUGAAGAAGAAUAUAAUGCGUCUAGCACUGCCGAUAGUUCAGAUGAAGCUUUUGAUCUUAAUCCCAAGAAUUCUGCUGAUUCAGUUCUCUUACCUAUUGAAAGUGGUGGUCUUCCUGAUUCAGGUAAUGCCUUGGAAUCUCCUGCUCAAUUUUCAUUAGAAACUGUUCCAUCAUCCCUUCAUCAGCAACCAUCAGUUCCAAGUGAAGCAACAUCGCCUUUUUCUUCCCCUCCCAGUUUGCUUCAGCCAUUUGUUACCCAACCACCCCCACCCCCACCUCCACCACCUCCAAUUUCUAGUCAAAGUCCUUUAUCAACACAACCUCCACCAUUCCCACCGCUGCCGCCAUGUCUUGGUUCUUCCCCUAACAUCAGUAAGCCUCCUCCUCCACCUCCACCGCCUCCUCUUCCCAGUGUUUCCAACAAAGAUUCUACAGCACUCACAGCACUCACUGCUAAGAGAGUACCUCAGCCACCUCCACCUCCUAACUUCAAUAAAUCUGUCUCCUCAUCACCUCCACCUCCACCUCCGCCUCCGCCUCCGCCUCCGCCUCCGCCUCCGCCUCCACUACCUCCUCCUAAUUUGUGUAGUAAAGAUAUUUAUAUGCCACCUCCUGCUACUAGCAAGGGUCCACCAUUGCCUCCACCACCACCACCACCACCACCACCUUUUAGUUCUUCUCGCACCCCCCCACCACCUCCACCUUUUUCUUCUACAUCUAGGCAAUCAUCUCUGUCCCCAUCUCCGCCGCCACCUCCCCCACCGCCUCCGCUGCCACCACGUCAGCCAUCUUCUGCUAAUUCUCUUACUGAACCGCCUCCUCCACCUCCUCUACCUCCUUCGGGUCGUAACCUUAGUAAUGCCCCUAGGCCACCUGCUCCUCCUCCUCCCCCUCCCCCUCCCCCUCCGUCAUCGGGACCUUUGCCCUCUACUUCAAUCCCACCACCUCCACCACCAGCACCUAUUCAUCCUGCUCCUCCUCCCCCACCACCAGUACCCAAUCGUCUUGCUGUUCCUCCACCACCUGGACGUGGCACUUCACCGAGUCCACCGCCGCCACCUCCUCCUGGAGGGAAGGGCCCUAAUGCGCCACCACCCCCACCUCCAUCCAUUGGAAAGGGAAAACCUUCUUCAGGGCCAAUUGGUCAUGGAAGAGGUCGGACUACUGUUGGGACUAAUGCUCCUAAAAAGACUUCGUUAAAGCCCUUGCAUUGGGUAAAAGUUACACGAGCAAUGCAAGGCAGUUUGUGGGCAGAUUCACAGAAGCAGGAAAAUCAGUCAAGGGCCCCUGAAAUUGAUAUAUCAGAACUCGAAAGCUUGUUCUCGGCUGCUUCUGCUUCUGAUGGGAGUGGCAGUAAUAAAGCUGGAGGUCGACGUGGUUCUAACAUUAACAAACCUGAGAAAGUGCAGUUGGUUGAUCUGCGUAGAGCAUAUAAUUGUGAAAUAAUGCUCACAAAAAUAAAAGUACCUUUGCCAGAAAUGAUUAAUGCAGUUCUAGCUUUGGAUUCUUCAGCUUUAGACAUUGAUCAGGUUGAGAAUCUCAUCAAAUUCUGUCCCACUAAGGAAGAAAUGGAGACAUUGAAGAAUUAUACAGGUGACAAGGAAAUGUUGGGGAAGUGUGAACAGUUUUUUCUGGAGCUGAUGAAAGUUCCGCGAGUAGAAGCUAAGCUUCGAGUGUUUGCCUUUAGAAUAACAUUUUCUAGUCAGGUGGAUGAUCUAAGAUGUAACCUCAAAACUAUUAAUGAUGCUACUAGAGAGGUAAAAGAAUCAGUAAAAUUGCGUCAGAUAAUGCAAACAAUUCUGACUUUAGGAAAUGCUUUGAAUCAAGGCACAGCCAGAGGAUCUGCUGUUGGUUUUAAAUUAGACAGUCUUCUUAAGUUAUCCGACACUCGUGCAAGAAACAACAAAAUGACUUUAAUGCAUUAUCUAUGCAAGCUUCUUGCUGAGAAAAUGCCAGAGUUGCUAGAUUUUGAUAAGGAUCUUGUUCAUAUAGAAGCUGCCUCAAAGAUUCAAUUGAAAACCUUGGCUGAAGAAAUGCAAGCUGUGAGUAAAGGUCUUGAAAAGGUCGAGCAAGAGCUUGCUGCUUCAGCAAAUGAUGGCGCUAUCUCUACAGGCUUCCAGAGGGUGUUGAAGAACUUCCUUGAUACUGCUGAAGCUGAAGUUAGGUCACUUAUAUCCUUGUAUGCUGAAGUGGGAAGAAAUGCAGAUUCAUUGUCUCAAUAUUUUGGAGAGGAUCCAGCUCGUUGCCCCUUUGAGCAAGUGACACAGAUCUUGGUCCUUUUUGUGAAGAUGUUCAAGAAGGCGCGAGAUGAGAAUGAAAGGCAGGCUGAAGCUGAAAAGAAGAAAUUGGAAAAGGAAGCUUUGAAGGAACGAGCAGCUGCUAAUUUACCUGUGAAGAAAGAUGGUAUUGACAAUGAUAGGUCAAGACCUGGUUCUCAAAUUCAGAAACACCCUUUGUAACCUGCCUUCAUGACCGUAACUUGAGAUCUACUAAUGGUAGAACUGGAAAUUCGUGCUAAACACAGCUUGCUUGACAUAAUUGGACCACAGGUUCCAUGUUGAAUCUGAUAGAAAGCUGCAAGCCAGUGUUAAGGUAUCUUGCACAGAACCAUCAAUUUCUCUGCAACUUGGUUAUACCUUUUUGUUACGGAUGAUGACUUGCAAAUUGCUAGUGAUGCAUUAGAAGUUGUAUAGCCUGCAGAAGACGCAUUAAUCAAACACUGUAGAUAAGAGUACGAGUGGACCCCAAAUCUGAAUAGGCUCCUUAUAUCAACUUCUGUGGCAGAGGCAAGUUUCAAUGGAAACUUAAUAUAUAUAUACUGAGACCUAAUGCUAAACACGCCCAAUCCAACUAAAGGUUCAAGCUGCUUGGUGGGAGGGCCAGAUACUAUGCAAGUGCUGUUGUAUAUUUUCAAUAUAAUUACUUUUUUUCUCUUGGCAAUCUGCAGGCAUCCAGUUCUAAUAACUGAGUAAUGUAGGAACCAAUGCAUAUCCUUUCUAUUAAGUAUUCAGCCAGAUUGUACUUCAUGAGAUAUUAUUAUACAGCAUUGACUAGUGGCAUGUCCCUCGAAGACCUUAAUUCCUGAACUCUGUUCCUCUCUCUAGGAGUAUAGAAAAAGAUGUAUAUACUAUAUAGUUUAUGAUGAACAGGGUAGCCUCCUGAUGGGUAAAUUGCAGGAGUAUGUGCAUUAAGGUCUUAAAACCGGGGGGAUUCAAAAGAAACUUCCAGUUUUAUUUUAUUUUGUUUAUUUUUUGUAGAACUCCAUUUGAACUAAGAAGUAGCCUCUUAAGAUUUGACAGAUUCGACCGUUCA
This is a messenger RNA of Ricinus communis (castor bean), 4740 nucleotides long. RefSeq names its product formin-like protein 14. The record is from RefSeq and is a predicted model, not a curated record. The transcript has 18 exons. Bases 177 to 3887 code for a protein of 1236 amino acids. NCBI's taxonomy places the organism in Eukaryota, Viridiplantae, Streptophyta, Magnoliopsida, Malpighiales, Euphorbiaceae.